Messenger RNA from Vitis vinifera (wine grape), 1060 nucleotides. RefSeq lists its product as uncharacterized. The coding region runs from base 176 to 841 and encodes 221 amino acids. The transcript has 5 exons. Lineage: Eukaryota; Viridiplantae; Streptophyta; Magnoliopsida; Vitales; Vitaceae. The record is from RefSeq and is a predicted model, not a curated record.
AAUUUUUUCUGAGAUUUGUUCAUCAUCCAGGGAGUCUAUUCAAAAUUUGAGAUGAAGAAGAUGUUUAUAGGACUUUGCAACAGAGAUUUUUAAAAAUUAUAAUUAAUUAGCUUAAAUUUUCUAAAAUUUAUACAAAUAAUUUUAGAUCAAAAACCUAUUUUCUAAUUUAGAAAAUAUGUUUAGUAAAUUUUUUAUAGGGAACAAUUUUAUGAUUUUUUCAACAAUUUUGAAUAUGAAUUUGUUGUCUUUGAUCAGCAAUUUGGUCAUAUUCAUGUUAGUGGUCAUAUCCAAACACGUCCUUAAUAUUGGAUCGUUUGACCCGAACCCGAUACGAAAAAUCCAUGAUAUGAUAUGGAUCCUGAGUCCAACGUACUGCCGUCAGCUCGCGUCCAUGGAGAACCUGCCGAUCAUGUCCGAAACCCUAAUAUCAGAAUCAGACUCCGAUCCACCGUCCACGUGUCCCCAAGGUUCGCCGGAGCAUCCUGAUGCCUGCCGCUCUGAAUCGAAACCAACUGAGCUUCUUAGAGCUCUGGAGGUCGUGGAAAGAGACUCCGUAGCCAUCGCCGAGAGCUUCACUUCUCUCUUUGCUUCGCUGCGUUUGGCUCUCUCUGAGGUUACUAGCAGUUCUGUUGAUCAUAUGCGGUGCUUCAAUGAUGCUGCAGGCCGCCUCCAGGAAUCAGCACUCGAUGCAGCUACAAGGGGAAACCGGUAUAUAAAUUCAUGUCUCAGGCUAAAUGAAGAGAUGAAGGGUGUUGAUGGUCUGGCUAUGCAGCUAAAGAUCCUGAGGAGGAAUGUAGAUGCUCUGGACUCGGGUGUAAAUAGGCUUACCCGUCUUCCAUGAUGCUGACCUGGUCAAUUUAUCCGUUAUAUCGCUAUCAUCUGAAGGUACACUUUCAAAGCUUAUUGGUGAUUUUGCAGUGAGAAUAGGCUGGUCCAGCCAACAAAAACCGAAAGGAAUGUUUUGCCCUUUUGUAGCUGAAAGUCACAGUAUUUUUUAACAUUAUUAUGAAUCACUGAUUUGUAUUCCAAAUUUAUUGAAUAUGCAUUGGUCUUCUUUCUA